UGGCCGAACACACCGUCAUCUCAGACUGUUUUUAAGUAGAGUUAUUUUUUCAAAAAGCUCAUGCCUGUGCCUUUAUUCAUGUUGAUGAGCAACGGAUGAGUCAUUAACUAAAAGUUAAAACAUUCACCCACCAUUUCUAUCCCUUUAAAUGCACAUGCAUUUUACAGGUUUCUUCAAUCUCUUGAAAGUAGAGCAUUCAAGGCUUACUUGUUGCAGACAAGUCAGUUGGAGAUAGAGAUACUGAAUUGCAGCACUUCUAGAAAUAUGAAGAACCAGCUCCAAGAACACAUUAUUGGAAUCCCAGUCAGCUGCCAAUACGAUAAGCCAUCUCCUCCAAAUGGCCCUGGGGCAAUAAUUCCAAAAAAAAUGAAUUCAAUGAAUUAUAGGAUGAACAAUAACAGCAAGAAGGCAGACAAUUUUGUGGAUGGAGUCCGAGAGCAUGUGAAAUUAGGGCUUAAGUUCUCUGAAACCGUGAAGGGAAAGUUGAGCUUGGGGGCUAGGAUUCUUCAAAUUGGGGGAGUGAAAAGAGUUUUUAGGAAAAAUUUUGGUGUUAGAGAAGGAGAAAAGCUAUUGAAGGUUUCCCAAUGCUAUUUAUCGACAACAGCAGGCCCUAUAGCUGGCCUCCUCUUUAUCUCUACUCAAAGAGUUGCCUUUUGUAGUGAAAGAUCAAUCAAAUUUUCUUCUCCAAAUGGUGAAUUAGUUAGAAUCCAUUACAAGGUCUCUAUCCCACUAAGAAAGAUAAAGAGGGUCAAUCAAAGCGAGAAUGUGAAAAAACCUUCUCAAAAGUACAUGGAAAUUGUUACUGUGGAUAACUUUGACUUCUGGUUUAUGGGAUUCUUGAAUUACCAGAAAGCUUUCAGCUAUCUUUGACAGGCAAUCUCUCAAGUGCAGAAUCCAGUCCAGAAGUGAUUCAAGCCGAUAAGUUCUUCCCUCCCACUUCAAUAAAUGUAAUUACACGAACCUAAUGAAGCUCUGCACAGUGAAAGGCUUUGUACAAACUUUUUUU
This is a messenger RNA of Vitis riparia (riverbank grape), 1006 nucleotides long. RefSeq names its product GEM-like protein 4. The coding region runs from base 265 to 870 and encodes 201 amino acids. The transcript is spliced from 4 exons. The record is from RefSeq and is a predicted model, not a curated record. NCBI's taxonomy places the organism in Eukaryota, Viridiplantae, Streptophyta, Magnoliopsida, Vitales, Vitaceae.